Messenger RNA from Musca vetustissima, 845 nucleotides. RefSeq lists its product as uncharacterized. The record is from RefSeq and is a predicted model, not a curated record. Gene Ontology annotation, biological process: L-proline biosynthetic process. The transcript has 3 exons. Bases 3 to 845 code for a protein of 280 amino acids. Gene Ontology annotation, molecular function: pyrroline-5-carboxylate reductase activity. Lineage: Eukaryota; Metazoa; Arthropoda; Insecta; Diptera; Muscidae.
AAAUGGCAAAGCUAGAUGAAAAAAUUGGUUUCAUUGGUGGCGGUAAUAUGGCAUUUGCCAUUGGAUCUGGAUUAAUAAAUCGUGGAAUUGUUAAGACUGGACAGGUCUUGGUAUCCGGACCUAAUAUAGAAAAUUUACAAAGAUGGCGUGAUAUUGGUGUCGCCACGACUGAUGACAAUAAUGAGGUGCUAGAUAAAUCCGAUAUAAUUUUCAUUUGUGUUAAGCCGCAUAUUUUGACACCAUGUGCGGUGCAACUGCGUAAUAAUCAUGUACGCACAAUUAAGGAUAAAGAUAAGCUGUUUGUGUCCGUAUUGGCGGGAGUUAGCCUACAUGAUUUGGAGGAGAAUUUCUCUUUCAUUGAUGGCUUAAAAAUGAUACGCACCAUGCCCAAUACACCCAUGCAAGUUGGUGAAGGUUGUACGGUAUACACUCCUGGCUCCUAUGUGGUACAGCAAGAUUUGGAAAAAGUCCAUUUAAUGUUAAAUUCUUUGGGUAUUGCUCAACAAGUACCCGAGUCAAUGAUAGAUUGUGUUACCGGUGUGUCAGGUUGUGGUCCAGCUUUUGUUUAUACCAUAAUUGAGGCUUUGGCCGAUGGUGCUGUUAAAAAUGGUGUACCACGUCAAAUGGCACUGCAAUUUGCUACACAAACUGUUUUGGGUGCUGCAAAAACCGUUAUGGUUACCGGUAAACAUCCUGCCGUUUUGAGAGAUGAAGUCUGCUCGCCCGGUGGUGCUACUAUUGUCGGUGUACAUGAAUUGGAAAAGGGGAAUUUGAGAUCCACCAUCAUCAAUGCCGUUGAGAAAUCCUCUCAACGAUCUGCUGAACUUGGACGUAAAGGCAAAUAA